CAUCAUAUUUAAUAAUAAAAGCUGUAAUAAUUCUAACAAUACUUAUCAAGAAUUUGAACUAGUCAAAUUGUGAAACAUUUUUUCCUCGCAAGCUUAUCACCGCAUUUCAAAGAUAUUGAAUGGGAAAUUAAGCAAACUUUGACAACAAUGUUUCUAGGUAUAUGCUUUUGUAUAUAUAUGAUAAGAGAUGUCCAGCUUUCCUUCCAUUCCAAUUUCCAAACAUCAACCCUUCUUGGUUUCCUUUCCAUUUGCAUCUUUCUCCAAAUAUGGAGUCUCCUAUCAUUCUCAACUACUUCACAAGCUCCCUCUCUUGCUUUUGCAUGAUUUUAUUGUAUGCUUCCACACUGAACCCUGUGUUUGCUCUGGAAAAUUGUACCUUUCCGGCAAUCUUCAACUUUGGAGACUCAAAUUCUGAUACCGGUGGAUUAGCUGCUGCCUUAAUAACACCGACACCCCCUUAUGGGGAGACCUUUUUUCACAUGCCUGCUGGAAGGUUCUCAGAUGGCCGGCUCAUUAUCGAUUUCAUGGCAAAUAGUGUUGAUCUCCCGUAUCUAAGCGCAUAUCUUGAUUCCCUGGGGACUAACUUUAAGCACGGUGCAAAUUUUGCCACGGCUGCCUCCACAAUCAGAUUGCCAGUAGGAAUUAUACCCAGAGGUGGAUUUAGUCCCUUCUAUCUCAACAUUCAAUACUCACAAUUUGUGCAGUUCAAAUCCAGAUCACAAACUAUAAGGGAAAAAGGAGGAAUAUAUGCAAAUUUAAUGCCUAAGAGGGAUUAUUUUCCAAAAGCUUUAUACACAUUCGAUAUCGGUCAGAAUGAUCUUGGUGAAGGAUUCUUUAGUAAUAUGACUAUAGAGGAAGUCAAUGCUUCUGUCCCCGAUAUAGUCAACAUGUUCUCUACUAAUGUUAAGGAAAUAUAUGAUUUGGGAGGUAGAUCAUUUUGGAUCCACAACACAGGACCAAUUGGCUGCCUUCCCUAUAUUUUGGCCAAUUUUCUAUCUGCUCAAAGGGACAGCCAUGGUUGCGCAAAGCCAUAUAAUGAUGUGGCUCAAUAUUUCAACUACAAGUUGAAGGAGGCCAUAGUUCAGCUCAGGAUCGAUCUUCCUUUAGCUGCAAUUACACAUGUAGACGUCUACUCUGCCAAGUACUCUCUAUUCAGCGAACCAAACAAACAUGGAUUCGAGCUUCCACUUGUUGCUUGUUGUGGGUAUGGAGGGGAGUACAACUAUAGCAAUAGUGUUGGGUGUGGAGGAACAAUUACAGUAAAUGGAAGCCAAAUAUUCGUGGGUUCAUGUGAACACCCCUCAGUCAGAGUAAAUUGGGAUGGAGUUCACUACACGGAGGCCGCAAAUAAGUUUGUUUUCGACCAAAUUUCAACUGGAGCCUUUUCAGAUCCACCCAUACCCUUGACAAUGGCAUGUCAUCAUGUUUAGUAAAAUGCCCACUCAAAAAUAAAUAAAAUAACAUGCCCUUGCAUGUGGCAUCAUAUUUGAAAGAUUGAUAUCAAAUAUUAUUAAUAUAUAAGUGUUUAAUUAGUUAUUAUAUAUAUUAAUGUCUAAUAAUUGUAAACCUAGCACA
Corylus avellana is the source of this 1575-nucleotide messenger RNA. RefSeq names its product esterase. The record is from RefSeq and is a predicted model, not a curated record. Gene Ontology annotation, molecular function: hydrolase activity, acting on ester bonds. NCBI's taxonomy places the organism in Eukaryota, Viridiplantae, Streptophyta, Magnoliopsida, Fagales, Betulaceae.